Pararge aegeria (speckled wood butterfly) is the source of this 14568-nucleotide messenger RNA. It is a transcript of the gene tweek, whose product is annotated as transmembrane protein KIAA1109 homolog. The coding region runs from base 149 to 14119 and encodes 4656 amino acids. NCBI's taxonomy places the organism in Eukaryota, Metazoa, Arthropoda, Insecta, Lepidoptera, Nymphalidae. Gene Ontology annotation, biological process: synaptic vesicle endocytosis. The record is from RefSeq and is a predicted model, not a curated record. The transcript has 54 exons.
GGAAGUGAAUUACUGGGAUAGCGAAAAUAAAUUAAAAAUUAAUGAUUUAUUAACCUAUGUGGGAAAUGUUAGCUGAGUUCUUAUUAGCUAUACACUUUGAGUGCUUGCCAUCAGAAUGUGAACAGUGCCAGUGAUUGAAGCCCUCGCAAUGAAUUACACCGGAUCCCUGGAUCCGGUGGCAGAAAGAUGGAACUCCUCAGCAAUAAACUUUACGGAGAUCACCAUGGACCGCAACUUUGCCCUGCUCCUGGUGUCUCUUGUAUCAGCAAUGCUGUGGGUUGUGUACAUCACUUAUUACAAUAGCAGAGUGCUGGGCUACAUACUGACCAGGCUCAUCAACAGGUUCUACUUCCAAGAUGAAAACUUUAAAAUAGGUUCAUUUACACUGAAUGCGCUGUCCGGUAAGAUUAUGUUCUGUGAUAUAGUCUACAUAAAUUAUGACUACACACUUCGAAUUCAAGAUGGCUAUCUUAUAUUUCGGUGGUGGCGUUCAUACGUGCCUAAAGAUGUGUCGGAAGAUUUAUCCCACUCAGACACCCGUCUCUCCAUAAUGCUAAAUGGUUUCGAAUUGCACUUUUAUAAUCGAUGCGAUCUAUACGCGGAACUCGAGAAAACAUUCGGGCUCGAUCCGGUCAUUAAACAACAACACGACGACGAUGAUUCUACCGAUCGGGAUAAAGCUAUGAACGACGCGAACGAGAAACGACGAAGGGCACAAGAUACAGUCAGAUCCGAAGCGGCUAUGGCUAGAACUUGGAGAGAUCUCAUUCCCGUAAUAAAAAUUGAUAUAUGCACAGGACGUGUUGUAUUCGGUAAUCGUUUAGUACCAACAACAUUUUCCGUUAGCUUAGAAGAAGCCCAUCUAAUGUACAGUACGAAACCUCCCGCAUCUAGCUUAGACCACCUAAUGCAUUUUGUAAAAGCCAAAGCAGAGAACUGCAAAGUCAUGUUAGCUCCUAGUCCAAACUACACAUCUAUGGUUGACGAACCGCCGAGAUAUAUGGGAGAGGGGUUUGUCGUUAUGAGCUCGAAUUAUAUUGAAGUUUACUUCUACAUGGAUGAACCAGGCUUGGUCCCGGAGCAACCUGUUUUACUGCAACUAGCUAAUGGUGACAUUGUCGAAUCUGCACCACCUAUAUGGGGAUUGGAUAUUAAGUGUGGAAAAGGAACAGAUUUUAGUUAUGGACCGUGGGCUGAUCGACAAAGAGAUCAUUUGUUUAGGUUCUUUUUCCCACCAAACUACAAAAGCUUAGUUGUAACCCCCCAGCCAAAACCGGGAGAUAGAAGACAGAUGCAGUCUUUCGAUAUUCGAUUAUCAACAUUGAAUGAAGCUACAAUAGAUAUCUUGUUCACGAAAAAUAAAGAAACAAAUGCAGUCCACAUAAACAUAGGAGCUGGGUCAUAUCUUGAGGUAACUUUACCCUGGAUUGUUCUUCAAGAUGGAUAUACAACGAAAAUAACUGGACAAUUGCUCCAUUUAGAAGCAACCACUAGUCUACAAUACAGAAGCCUAGCUGAAAGUGAAACCCUGGAAUACACAGUCAAAUGCCACUAUCCCCUUGUGUGGAAUCAUCAUCAAUGUUGGCAACUAUCUUUGACUGGAUGUAAAGCAACUGCACAUUUUGUAUACACACACAUCGAUUUUUUCCAAGAUCUCACUAACGAUUGGGCCAGCAAAGCACGCCCAGAUAUUCUUCAUUUUGUUCCAUACACAUGGAAAAUAUCUCUACUUCUGAAGGAGUGUGAAGUGGUUACGUUAAGUAAUCAAUACAACUGGAUUGAUUGCAGCUCAACAAAUCAAGAAAAUAACCAUGUCGCUUUUUGCGGUGAUUUGCUGGACGUGUCCUUCGACUUGCCGUUUAUUGAUUUUUUGCCUGAUGUCAUACCCCUGAAGAUCUGGGUGCAAGGAGAAGCUGUCGAUAUGAGUCUAUAUUUACCUGAAGUAAAUACUUCAAGGCUACUCUUAUUGUCGAUUGACAAAAAUAUGAAACUUUUGCCUUGUAGAUUGAAGGCGUCGAAAUGGCGACGAAAAUGUGUAAAAACUCAAGGUUGGGUCGACUGCUGGUCUGUUCCUAUUGUGGCUUUGAGUGUCAGAUACAACUACCAUCCUAUUCCACCUCUGGGCCCAGAACCUCAAGCAGAUAUUACAACUCCAGAGAAGGAGGAAAUUUUACUAUCGCCCAUGAGAAUACCACGGAUGAGGAAGCAGCCUCAAAUUAAUUGGGCCAUUGACGGGAACAACUUUGAUCGCACAACUCUGGCUCCAGAUAAGGUAAGCGUGGAACUUGAAGUAGGCCCUUCAAUACUUCUUGCCUACGGAACUAUAAUCACAAGCUUUAUGAAUUUGUUAGAAAAUAUCUUUGGUGAAGAUCAGUUAUUUACGGAUAUGCAAAAAGCCCCUAACAUGGAUACUUAUUUUUGGUCCAGUGAUAAUCCUUCUAAAUUUAACGACAGAAGUAGCAUAAACCAGCACACAGAAAUAUCAAUAGAUGAAAACAGCGAUUCUAGUAAGGGUCCAUUCGAUCCGCGUCGCGUUCGACCCCUAGAUGUGUCUGUAUCAAUAAUAAUUCACGAUAUACAGGCUCAUCUAGUGAAAAACUGUAGUGAAAAUGAACCACCUUGCCCAGUUGUAUUGAUCGAAAGAUUCGGUUUCGAAAUGGAUAAAAGCUUCCGGGAGACAAAACUUCAGUUGCUCCUAAGUCCAUCAAUUCUGGUGUCAUCUAAUAGUCCAUCGCGAUCUGGUUCUAAUGGUAGCAAUAAUUCUAGCGCACUACAAAAUGGACAUUUAAUGCUUUCAUCAUUUCAAUUGAGAGGGAAUGGUUUCUUUAGCGACACAAAUAGAUCUGUAGAAGAAGAGACAGUUGAGUACGCUUGGAUGAUGGAACUUCAGUUAGGCCAAUUGACGGGUCGGCUUACUCUGCCACAAUUGUACCAGAUUAUUUCAUCACUCGAAACAUUUUUACUACUUAUUUGUGAUAAUGAAAAUGAACUGACGGCUCCUAAUACAGCUAGACAGUGCCACCACGGCUUGAACAAUGUUUUGUGCCCAGAAACUGAUCUCUCUCUCAAAUAUCGGUGUCCGACAUCGAACGAGAUCAAAUACCGCAUGAUCCGAGUGGCAAUCGAUUUGAUCGACCUGUAUAUUGCUGACACAAAUACAACUCUUCAGUCAUGGAUAUCACCCAUAAGGCUAUCAUUUUGUAACCUUCACGGAUCUGGAUUCGGAACCGGCAUUACUGGAUUAUUACCAAAUAUCAAGCUCGCUCUGUUUACUCAAACAAAUAUGCAAGCAAAUAAUCAUCAUCAUUCCAGUGGUAGUAAUCAAAGUCAAAAUGGAAGUCAAAAUAAAGUGCCUGAUAAUGAAAAUUGGGUUGGCGUGGGCUCAAUGUCCCUAGGCCCUUUAUUGAUAGAAGCAGCGUCGUCAUUACCUCAAAGUCCAAAAAACAUGCACCUGGUGCAGCAGAAAUUUUUAAAGAUACAUGAUGAAAAAUUUAAAAGAUUGUGGUUCCUAUGGCCGAGCGAAGGAAAGGGAACUCAAUGUGGGUGCACUGGUGGUUGUGCCUUUUUCGGUUCCAACAGAAAUGGUGCAAAUUUUUUAAAACCCAGUCCAUCUGAUUUACACGAAGGUCUUAACAUUGCCAUAUUUAAUGUUAUCGAAACCAUUCCUGGGGAAUAUGGCUAUGGUCAAAGUCUUUUACACCAAGGCCAGCUAGUGUUUCACACUCCGCCUUACAAUAGUUUGAACGUGUGUCUACAGCCGUCUAAUGUGCCUACUCUAAUUCCCUCACCACUACCUCAAAAUCUGAGCAAGUCGCCGCAGAGCGCCGAAAGAAGAAGUCUCACUCGCAGAUUUUCUUACACGAGUGUGAGCAAAGGAAGUAACAAUGUUUUAGUAUCGAGCACAAAGAGCGACGUUCCAUAUGCGCGUUUAGUUGAUUCGUGUGCGCCCCUUGGAAGUUCUAAGAUAGACAGCGAUUCUAAACUUAAUAAAACAAUACUAAGCGUACCCCAAAUGGAAAGCAGCGUUUCUGAUUCUAAAUUGACCCUCAGUUGCGGGAUCAAAGAUGGUGCUAAUAAUACAGCCAAAAAGCAGAUCCCAUCAGAAAACGACCAGUUUGUAGUGCCCAGAAUGCCACCAAGAAGCGUCGCAGUGUCAGAGUCUCACUACUCACUAAAUUCUCAACAUCCACACGAAGAGGCUGUGAUACAAGAAGUACAAAGAACCAUGUCUAUCACAAGCGAAAAUCAUUCUGAAGCGUUCUUCUCUGCCGAUGAGGAUAUGUUUCCCAGUAGAUCCUCGAGUUUAAAACAUUCCUUUGGCAGUCGUCACAGUAAAGACAAAGUUGCAUAUGCUAUAGCGGAUGCUUCGAAUGAAAAAUGGCUGAACAUUGCGCCUCGACCGGAAGUAGUUGAUGCACCAGAUACAAUAAGCAAUUUAAGUGCUGGCGUUCAACCUGAUUCAGAAAGUGGCUCGGUAUCCUCGACGUCUUUUAUAUCUGCAAUAUCUUCUCAGGAAGACAUGACUCUUGUAAAUCUUCAUAUGCAAACUAAUAAGCCAAUAGUAGAUUCGCCCUUACUUAUGUCAAGCUAUAUGACCAAUUUACCACAAUAUAGAUGUUGCAACUGGACAACCUGUUCUUUGCCAAGUGGUAGUGAUGUGUUUACCCUGCCCUUAUUUAGAAGAGCUGAAGACGGUUCUUUGGUAUAUGUGGGACAAAAGUAUAUGCCUAGUUUCGAACCUGUGGGUAAAGUGCACACAUUGAAAUUGAUACCUAGGAAAGAUGGGCAAAAUCAAAACCAACAUGGACCAUUCUCGAAUUUGCAGCCUCAUUUUAACUCUCAAAUUAAGCCCCAUCCUUAUCCACAAGCUUGGUGGGAUUUACAGCAAAAUGUACAAGACAAUCAAGAGAACACAACAGAUAAAAGUUCGGCAUCCACUGUAACGACUACUAGCGACACUAAAAACGGACUUUUCGUCAAAUUGCGUGGGGAAGUCGAUGUUAUGCUAACACCGUUAGUACUUGAGAGCACUCAAAAGUUUGUGGAGUCUCUAACUCCAGUUUUGGCCAAUAUUCAUCCAAUAACUGUGAUCAAUCAUUUACGAUUGCUUUGCAUUUCGUCUGUCGAGUCUUCCAAUAUACUGAAACAAAAGCAAUACGUGCUCAAUUGGUUGCCACAGAUGCAGGCUCGUAAUGGGUCAAGUUUAGUAAUGGAAAAAGAUGACAAAUGCAAGCUCGCAACGAUAACAAAUUCAAACAUUUACGAAGAAACAAUAUAUGAUCAAUUGCAAGCGACUGUCACUGUGCCUAAAGUUAAUAUCAUUUUCAUUCAGUCAUCGGUCGUCGAAGACAUGAUAUCCUUCUCUGCUCUUGACAAUAUCCAAGAUUUGACUUGUGUAUCCUUAUUCGGGGUCUCCGUGGAGAAUAUUGUAGCUAAAUACGCAAGUUCUAAGAAGACUUUGGAGUCUGUACAGUUGUAUUAUCGACCAACUUUACGAGCUUUGGGAAGCAAGAAGUCAUUUGGUAUCAUGAAGGGUCCAAGGGCACUUAUAUCGACACAAUCGUCGGGUCGAAAAAGAGGACCUGAAAAGGGGGAACCUGUAUACAUCGAGACAUCGCAACAGCAAUGUGAAGAUACGACGUUAACUCUCAAUAUCGGAAAAGUCCAUGGUCAGUUGCGACGCACUCGCAAUGAAUCAUCACAAUUGAAGGAUGCAGCCAUCACCGGCAUUCCGUGUCAACAUUCAAAAGUCUCCUUCAAGUUUAUUCGAGCUGAUUCGUGCGCUAAAGGAUGCGACUCUAUGGGUUGUCAAAACGGAGCAUCGGAAGGACAAAAAGAAAAUGCAAUCGGAUAUAUUAUGUUCGAAUGCGGUAUAGAGGGUGUUUCCGUCAAAGUAUCCAAACAUUCCCAAUCCCAUAAAGCUAAGGAGGAGAAAAAACCUACGAAAACAGAUACCGAGAGUUGCAGGGAAUCAGUCAAGUCUGCAGAGGAAUUGAAACCGGAAAAAGAGAAAGAAAAGUCAAAACGCACCUCGGGAAUCGAAGAUUUGUUCAGAAAAAAGGAUUCGAAUUCCAAACCCAGUACGCCUAAUUUGGGAGCGGCUCAAUCUCCUCAAGUGCCUCCCGUACCUCCGGCGCCUCAGGAGCCGGCUACGCCAGUUCCCGAUGAACCGUCCAAUGACAGUGGGACAACUGUUGUCCCGGUGAAAGAUAGCGGGAACACAUCUUCCUGCUCGAUAGAUUUGAAGGUCGUUUGGUUCAACUUCGCCGCCCCACCAAGGACACCGAUUACAAAGAAGAUUGAUUACACAAGAUUGGACUGGAAUUUACUAAGCACGGCGUCCCCGGCCAUCAAUGCGUGGAUGAAUCCGUGCAACCGCUUGGGCAUCCGAGUGGUGGCGCUGUACCGCGCCAGAGCGCGUCGCCUCGCCGCCACCGCCGCCAGCCUUAUGGCCUCGGCACUCGAUCGAGCCCCCAACCACACCUUGCCUAAGAGUCGCUACGGCAGACACACACCAAUGGCCAAGCAGCUUCGUGAAGAGCCUUCGCUGCAACUGUGCGCUGUCCUCUUGCGGUACGCCCUACAAGCCGACGCGGCGGCCGUGCAGGCAGAUCUCGCGGAGAGGCACCUGCCUUCUUUGUCUACGCUGAGACAGGGUGUGAUAGUGCUGACUCGCCAGUGGAAGAACAUCUUGUAUACGCCCCUGCUUCUAGAACAUAACUACAAGAGCAAGGUCAUGAGGCCGCUCAACGUCACCUUCGCCCUGCCAGACCUACUUGAGGAUUCGGUAGAGGGCUGGCAGGAGUACCAAUUUGACAACGAAGGACUCGACGAGAACUGCCUCUUAUUGAACAUGGACGUUGACAAACUCGUGACGUCACUACCCUCGACCGCGGCGGCUGCGUCCGCGCGCCCCCGCUCGUUCCCGUCCACGCCGCCGUCUGUGCGAGCUGUGCAGAGCAGUCGGGCUAGCCUUGUUUUCCCGUCGUUGCCCUUCACCAGAAAAACGCCAUUCCAAGAUGACGCUAUAGCCAAUUAUGGAACCCUAAAAGAAGAUCUACCUACGGUCGGCUCAAAUCCUUCGCUGUAUUCCCAAGGCAGUCAAGACAACAUGUCAAGCGACCGGGCUCGAGAAGACCUUUACCAAUGGAUGGCAAAGCAGGAGCCUAUCAAAGUGGAGCCGAAGAGCAAAAAGCAGAUAAUACCGCCAUCGAAGAUGAACCCUCGCGCCGUGGCGGCCGCCAUGCCUGCGUGCAGCCUGUACCCGCUGCAGGGCUCACUCAUGCUGUUGGAUGCACACCUGGUGUUCCAGCCCUUCUUGUCCGCGCUAGGGGUUUCUCCUCAUCAGGUUGCUCAUGGUGAAUCAAAAGUGAAAGGAGUUGGAGCUGAAGGUGGGUCAGGGCUGGAGUCCCUCGGCUCCAAGUUGUCCCUGCUGGCGUGGGUUGACGUGUUUCGCAUUGACAUCGUGGUGGGCGAGCUUGCGCGAGACAGGCGACAUCAAACCGGUAAAGGAAAAGCCAACAUGCCACAAGCGGACAUCCCCUCAGAAACACCAGCGUUCCUCUGCGAGAAGAUCUCAAUUGACGUGGACCUGAAGAAGGUGGCCGACAUGGCUGUAGACGAUCUCAUCCAGCGUCAAAACGUGCUAUACAUCUCUCGUGGGCAGCUGAAGAAGCACAUCAGCACUAUGCUUAACUUUAACAUCAGCAUCAGAUUUAUAUCGCAGCAGGUAAACAUGCCCCUGCUUAGACUGCUGCACCAGAUCAGCAACAUGUACCAGAACGUGAAGGACACUCAGAGUGAAUUGCGCACGCAGACCAACACGUCGCGGCGGCACGACAAACAUCCAUCAGUUUCAGAUUUCCCCGAAAACGUAGUGAGUAUGUCGUCACUGGACAAAGACAGCCAGUACGCUGUGUUGGAGCCGAAGUGGGACCUCCCGGUUACGUUAGACCCAGAAUUGAGUGCUGUCCUGGGAACGGAUAAAGAAACUGCCACUCCACCCAGACCUAGACCGCAAUCAUUUGCGCAGAAGUUGAGAUCUACGGGGAAAACUGUUAAGGGGAAGCUUGGCUACAGUUCGCUGAACGAGGGUGCGCACACGCCGAUGUUCCCGGCGGAAGUGCCGCCCGCGCCGCCGCCCGCGCCGCGCGCCGGCCAGCUGGCGCCGCGCUGCUGGCGCACCGUGUACCUGCUGCUGGACCUGUACGCCAACAUGCCCGACGCCGACACCAUCACCCACCGGUUUUCGGUAUCAACGGAGCUGCCCGAGGCAUAUCGUGGACGGGUGCGACCAAGCUCGCGGGAGCAGAACGCUUCCAACUCUUCGUCUAGUGCCACUGCCAUGGGCAUGGUUGUCGUCGGUGUUGCCAGGAUCCAUCGGACGCGUCUACUGGCAUCACUAUCGGGUUUGAAGUUGGAAGCGGAAAUAACAUCGCUACAGGCCUCGCUAUCCGCGUCGCGGGCGAGACAGUGGUCCCUCAGCGGAAACCUGGGGCGGACUGCUAUUGUGCUGUUGGAAGGACCGGCGCCGAAUCACCAGACGGUGGUGCGGGUGAGCGUGGGCAAGAGCCAGGCGCUGUACACGUGGGAGGGCGGGCGCCUGGGCGCCACGGCGCUGGCGUCCAUCGGCAGCGUGCGGGUGGACCUCCCGCAGCACCCGGUGGCCCUGCACGGCGUCAUGACGCGCUCCAGCCGCCAGCUGUCCUCCACGCUGCAGGAACUCGGUGUAACCAGAACCUCGUCCCGGCUGUCCCGCGGCGGCGGCGCGGGCGGCGGCGCGCCGGAGGAGGAGGAGGAGCGGAGCCCCCCGCCCGCGCCGCGCCCCACCCCGCCCGCGCCCCCCUCCGACCCCUUGCUGCAACCCUUGCAGCUGCAAUUCUCGCUCGUGCUGCAGAGCCUGAGCAUCACGGCGGCGUUGUUGCCGUCGCUGCAGGCGCAGUACAAAAUGGAGCGCGUGCACAGCGCGGGCGUGACGGCGGGCCGCGCGCACUUCACCGUCGACUUGCCGCACCACUCGCUCAGCUUCGUUACCAAGCUACAGGUAACGGAAGCGAACAUACCGGCCGCGGCGUCCGUCGCCUUGCCGGCCGUGUCGUGCCGCGCGCGCGUGCUGGACUGCAACGACCCAUCGUCGGACGCGCACCCCGCGCAACCGCCACACGCCGACAGCUCCGCCGACGGUGCUAAUGGCGAUGCCGCGGAUACCAGUCAAGCGGCUCCGGAAGGCGUGGUGUUGCGCGCGGGACGCUACUUAUCCGCAACGGCAGAUAUCGGCCUGUUCGAACACACGCUCUCCACCGAUCUGCUGAACCAUCUUGUCUUCGUGCAGAAGGUGUUUAUGAAGGAAGUUAAUGAAGUAGUUCAGAAAGUGUACGGAGGUGAGAAGCCAGUGCCGCUGUGGAACGAGGAAGAAGUUUCCUCGUCUGCAUUUAGCAGAAUACUAUUCUCGUUGCUCAUCAGAAUCAAGCGUAUCCAACUGACGGCGACGACGCCUAGCAACUCAGCAGUGCGAUUGGAGACGGGCGCGGUGGAGUUUGAACUGUCCAACCGCGUUCAGAACGUGCCGCAGCCCGCUGGCCCGCAUGGACUUCGUUUAUUUGCUCGUGCGCAGGUCGACGUGAAUCUUAGCCUCGGUCAACUCAUACGUAACGCAAUGUUUGAGGAAGCGGAGCCGGAAUUCCAACAGUACGCCUUCUUCAACACCAGAAUUGCGAUGCGCAACGCGUUCCAAGACGAGAUUGUAUGCGAGGACGACAAGGAAGUGGUGCUCAUAACCCUGAAGCGGCCGCUCAUUUACAUACAGCCGGUAGCGGUGGACAAGGCGAUACUUGUGUGGCUCAACUAUAAGAACGCGUAUGAGUAUUGGAACGAAAAACGGAUGAACCUCACCAAAGAAGUUCUUACUGCUACUCAACAGGUUUUCGAGAAGGUACAACUGACGUCCAACAUAUCACCACCCCAUCUCAGUACAUUAUUUCUCCAACUCAAUGUCGAUGAUAUUGGCAUAUGUUUGCCAUUGAACCAGCCUCCAUUGACGACAUGGGGUCGAGGUUACGAGGUGGAUUCCCGCGGCGCAGUUGUCGUAACCCUCGAGAGUACCAGCAUUUCCGCCUGUAGCUCUGGUUCCCUCGUCAGUAAGGGUCGGUUCGUUGGCCUAUGCUUGCGAUUCGCUGACGAUUUCGAGGCUUCCCUGGACGAUUGGAAACCGGAUCCCGGUGAAGCUUGCAUCAAUGUUUGCUGCGUCUCUGAGGGAACCUACGAAGUCUGCAGCCGGACUACUGCGGCGAAACAUAAUGAAAACGCAAAAUGGUUCUUGAAUGUGUCCUGGCAAAUGGAAGGCGUAGACAUACACCUUGACGUUAACGUUGGGAAACAAUUGUCAGCGUUGGGACACACCCUCACCAUGCUUACUGGUUUUGAAGAAGAAGAUAUACUGAAAAUGGAUUAUGAAAGCGAUUUAGAUGAUGAGGCGGACAAUAGUAAAGAUUCGCAGGAAAGCAUAGUCUUUCGUCGUAAAUACACGGACCAUUUGCCUGCGUUCGUGUUCGACACCAGCAUCGAUGCUAAGCGGCGGUCCAAACUCAUCGAGAAAGAGAUGACUGAACAAGCGAAGAUUAUCAAUGACCUACGAGCGCUCGGGGCCAGCCACAGCACUGUGGAGUAUGAGAUGAGGAGAUUGCAUGACUUGGAGGCACUCGUGUUCAAAGAUUUCCGAAGGGACAUGAUCCAAAAGCUGCGACGCCAAAGUGUGCGCGCGAGCUCGAUCACCAAGGGCAAACUGGGACUGGGGUCCAAUCGUAGCCAUUCGUUUGUCUCAGCGCCACCGCCCGACUCGGGCGCGGAAUCUUUGGGCGUGGGCGUGGGAGUGGGCGAAUCAGGCGAAACACUACUGUUAGCGGAUGACGACACUCGUCUCGCUGACAUCAUUGAAGGAACUUCAUGGAGUUCUGCUGAUAGUGACCCUCUCACAGGUGCGGGCCCGUCGAGGUCGUCAUCACUCCGAGGGCCGCGCGGGGGGGACGCCCGCGAGGGUCGGGAGGGGCGCAGCCGUGUAACUUUCCAGGGCGGAGUCCAGCGACAGAGUUCAUUGCCCGCACCCUGGCCGCCGCAUUUGCAUCUGUCCCGGGAGCGAUUGGAUACCAGCACUACGGAUACUCCGGGCCCGAGUCAGUCGAACGAAAGUAAGCAGAGUAAAGCCAAAACCGCGGAGCCCAACAUUGACUUCGAGUUAGAUGUGAAGGUACAUAUCAACAGCGGAAAGUGCGUGCUUCACACUAAGGAGCCCGGAAAAGAAGAGGAAUUGAAAAUCGGCAGCAGCAAGUCUCGCGUGGGCCGCUCGGCCUCGGGCGGGCUGGGGGAAACCCGGCGCGCCCGCCUGCCGCCGCCACCCGACCUCACCGUGUUCCAAGUGCCCGGAUUACAACUCAAGGUACAUUACGAAUCAAAAACUCUACCAGAAGACUCAGCAUCUCCGCAAACGAUGCCCAACAUUCCGCUCAACCCAAGCGCGCGCAAAGUUGGCACUAAGAAAGCAUCUUUAUUUGCCUGGAUCACAUUGCAAAGUAUACCCGAAGAGACAAUCAUCAGCCCACAUAUCUUAGACUUUCUGGAGCAGACCUUGGAACCUAUACCGACUAAGACUUCGUUCACGGCUCCUACAGCGGAAGCGGAGAGCGCGUCGCGCGGGCGCUCGGGCGCGGGUGCGGGCGCGGGCGCGGAGGGCUACGGGCAGUACGUGUACGCGUCGUUCCCGGUGGACGUGAUCGUGCACUUCCACACGCGCCCGUCCGCCUUCCGCUUCAGCUGCCUGCCCGCGUCGCGCGUCGAGUGCCUGCUGCAGCUGCCCAGCCUGCAGAUCGUGUUCAGCUCCAAGCGCGCCUCGGACGAGGAAAUGGCUGAACCGGCGAUUGCAAUGGGAGGGCUCAGCGUGACCGGAUGCCUAGCCGACUUCUCGGUGUACAUCUUCCACCCGUACGGGGGCAAGAAGUCCAGCCUGAAGGAGGCGCAGUGGUCGCCGCUAGCCGACACCGAGCGAAAGGACUCGCUGUCCAUCAACGUGGAGUUCGUGAAGUUCCACCUCUCGCGUUUCAGGAAACUGGACCUGCAUGCCGACCACGAUAUGUCUAAAGCUACUGUUCGGUUUUCCACAAUCGUGGACGUCGGGUCAGCGUGGUUCAAAUACGAUAUGCGGCGCUUAAGCGAAAUUCUCGCGUUCCCUAAAGCGUGGUACCGACGCAGCAUCGUACGGAGACUGUUCCUUGGAGACGUCAGCGUACACACUGCACACCCAACAUCUAGCAACAACGUACCUUUGUCGCCUGUUUUGCCACAACGUGAGAAGGCUAAAACGGCUGAACCACAGAAGGCCAAAGAAGACAAAUCGGGUGGCGUGGCGUGGGAGACGCUCGUGCUGUUCGCAGUGAACUUCGAGCGGCUCAACGUUCACAUGAACAUGGGUAACGUUAUGGGAAAUGUCAGCUGGCAGUCGCGCUCGCUGGGCGCGCGCGGGCGCCUGGGCACGGGCAGCGCGCGGCGGCGCCAGGUGGCGGGGCGCGUGGCGCUGGGCGGCGCGGCGCUGGAGGCGCGCGGCGGCAUCGUGGGCGGCGCCAUCGCGCUGGCGGCGGCGCGCGCGCACGUGCUGCUGCAGCAGGAGCCGCCGGCGCACGUGGCGGCGCUGCGCCUGGCCGCGCUGGAGCUGCGCCUGGAGUACAUGGGCGCGCCCGCGCUGCUGGCGCGCCUCAGCCGCCUGGCCGCCGCGCUGCGGGACCGCUGGCAGCCGCCCGCCGCCACGCCGUCCGCCAGCCGGCCGGCCACCAUCCUGGCGCACGGCACUCUGAGCUGGCACCAGCUGCAGAUCGCCAUCAGCCGCAGCACCACACCCGACCUGCUGAAGAUGCAGCUGAAGCUCGAGGAGUUCUUCACCCAGCAGUUCAAGUCGGGCAAGCGGGUGUUCUCCUCCCUGCACUCCACGGCGUACACCACCCGCCUUCCCAGGGAGAAGAGAGAACAAAACGCAGCGGCAGCAGCGGCGGCGGCGGCAGCGGGUACAAGCGAACCGCCCCAGCAGCAGGCGGAACUGAGACAUCACCGGCACUGGCAGAAAGUGCUGGAACUCAUUGCCGCCGCGCCGCACGACAAACUGCAUCCGCGCGGCACGGUGCUGGGCGGCACGUUAGAGUUGCAGGGCUCCAACAUCUCCCUGGCGUGCUUCCACGGCAACAGCCUCAAGGCGAAGUCCUGGGCGCUCUUCAGCCUCAAGGACCCGUGCAUCAGUUUCGCCACCGAAGCACAACAGAUCGAGGACGAAGAUGGUUCGCCAGAAGUCCACGCGGUGCAAUCCCUCACUGCCAGCUUGGGCGAGGGCGUCAGCGCGGGGGAGGGGGCGGCGCCGGGCGGGAGCGCCGCCGCGGGUCACCAGUCGCUGGCCACGGUCUGUCGAAUGACCCGCACCGUACUGUUCCCGCCACAGUUCAAGACCCUCCACGAGUGGUUCAGCUACGCCUUCGCGGACAGCGAAAUUGAUGCCAUAGACCAGUUCCCGUCGCUGGAGCGAGAGAACACCGGAACGACGGGCAGCACGGGCAGCUCGGGCGCGCAGAGCAAGCCGGCGAGCGACCGCCACGUGCGAGAGGUCAUCUUCGCGCUGCCGGCUCUGCAGAUGCACCUGCGCACCAGCCACCUGCAGAAGGCCCAGCCGCCCACGGAGCACGACGAGAAACCGGUGGUGGAGUGCAGCUUCAUCACAGAGUUCGAGGACCACAUCUUCGUGUCGGUGGACGCGGAGGCGUUCCUGUUCCUGCACGACCUCAUCUCCUCCUACAUCAAGGAGAAGGAGCGAUUUAUGCCGGGCCGCAGUGGCGAAGCGCCGGCGGCUCCACCGCAGGACUACCGCGACUACCGCUGCCUCACCUGGCAUCUUGAACCAACUGUUAGAUUACUCUCGUGGGCGGGCAAAUCGAUCGAACCCUACGGUGUUGAUUACAUCCUGCAGAAGCUAGGGUUCAGCCACGCCCGGACCACCAUACCCAAGUGGCUGCAGCGGGGAACCCUGGACCCUGUCGACAAACUGCUGGCACUUGUACUGCUGCGUCUAGUGGGGCUCGUUCCUGAUAAGUGAAUUCCAGUCUUAUUGCAAUGAAUCAAGGUUCAUUUUUGAUCGCAAGUAUUACUGUUCUUGUUGGUAAGUGAGGUGUUUAUUAUGAAUAUCAACGGUCUUUAAUUCUGUUGACAUUUAAUUUUCUUGAAAAAGAAACAUGAUUAUAACAAAAUGAUAAAGAUAAAGAUAAAUAUCAUGAGAAGUAUGGCAAUAUCGAGAUAAAAAAAGGUGAGGUAACGAAAGUAGAAGAUUUUUGGGAUUUUAUUGUUUUCAACGAAUCUUGAGUAUACACUUUGAAUUUAAAACAUAUAUUUAAAUGAUAAAGUCACUGUCUUUUAGGUUCCAAGCUAUGCAUACAAAGCAAGGACUUUUUGAAAUUGUUAUUUUAUUCAAUGAUUGCUUUCCAUAGUAGUUUUAUGAGUGGUGUAAAAAUUUCUUUUUUAACGAUAAUAAUUAAAUUUUUUUUUUAC